Messenger RNA from Seriola aureovittata, 4805 nucleotides. RefSeq names its product cyclin dependent kinase 5, regulatory subunit 1b (p35) (gene cdk5r1b). The record is from RefSeq and is a predicted model, not a curated record. Gene Ontology annotation, cellular component: protein kinase 5 complex; cytoplasm. Lineage: Eukaryota; Metazoa; Chordata; Actinopteri; Carangiformes; Carangidae. Gene Ontology annotation, molecular function: protein kinase binding; cyclin-dependent protein serine/threonine kinase activator activity. The transcript has 2 exons. Gene Ontology annotation, biological process: positive regulation of cyclin-dependent protein serine/threonine kinase activity; brain development; activation of protein kinase activity. Bases 628 to 1536 code for a protein of 302 amino acids.
GGAGUUGUUUCCCAGCAGAGACAGCACCGCGCACAGAGCGCAGAGCGGCGCCCCACCACCGCCUUUGCGUCAACCAUCCUCACACAGUCAGUGACACAACACAACAUCAGCCCUCGCAGCAUCCGCAUCUCACGGCCAGGAGGACCAGGAGCACAUCCUCAUCUAAGCAUCCAUUCCACAACUGCCUACCAUCGUCUGCGCACCAGGCGUGUUCAUCCACCGCUUGCUUUUUUCUUUUUGCCUCGGCUCGGAUUAUUUUCUGUGUUGCAUUUUUAUUCUCCGAGAUGGUUUCAUGUUUUAAUCGCGUUUUAUAAGGAAAAACAGGCUCGAGACGCGGAGCAUCAUCUAUACAGCGCAAUUAUUCUCUCAUCAAGCUGGAGAUCUGCAGUGGCCAUCUGGAGACGCAGACAAAGAGCUGAAACACAACAGAGCCUGUUCCAGUCGAGGUGAUCGUUAUUCCCUCAGAGGACAAUCUCCUUCCAGACUUUAGAUGCCCAGCGGCAGCCUGUAGCCCGGGACUCCCAGCUCCCAGAAGCAUUGAAGCACUGAGACCCUCAGGAUCUCCCCUGGCAGACGCUCCUCUGACCCAGUGCGGCUGAAGCCCCUGGACGCCUCCCCGCAGUCACCAUGGGAACCGUGCUGUCCUUGUCACCUAGCUACCGAAAGGCGGCUCUCUUUGAGGAUGGACCGGCCACUGUGGGCCACUACACGGCCGUCCAGAACAGCAAGAACGCCAAAGACAAGAACCUGAAGCGCCACUCGCUCAUCAACGUGCUGCCGUGGAAGCGGAUUGUAGCGGUGUCAGCCAAGAAGAAAGGCUCCAAGAAGGUGCAGCCCAACGGCACCUACCAGAACAAUGUCACCCACCUGAACAAUGAAAACCUGAAGAAGUCGCAGUCCUGUGCUAACCUGUCCACCUUCACCCAGGACCAGAGCACUCCAGCUCUCACCAAGAGCUCCAACAACACAGCGUCCUCUGUCAAGAAGGCCCCCCUGACCAACUCCAAUGUGGCCCCCGGGACCCCUAAGAGGGUGAUCGUCCAGGCCUCCACCAGUGAGCUGCUGCGCUGCCUCGGGGAGUUUCUGUGCCGGCGUUGUUACCGGCUCAAACACCUGUCACCCACUGACCCAGUGCUGUGGCUGCGCAGCGUGGACCGCUCCCUGCUGCUGCAGGGCUGGCAGGACCAGGGCUUCAUCACCCCCGCCAACGUGGUCUUUGUCUACAUGCUGUGCCGCGACGUGGUCUCCUCCGAAGUGGCCACGGAGCACGAGCUGCAGGCCGUGCUGCUCACCUGCCUCUACCUGUCUUACUCCUACAUGGGCAACGAGAUCUCCUACCCGCUCAAGCCCUUCUUGGUGGAGAGCUCCAAGGAGACCUUCUGGGACCGCUGCCUGUCCAUCAUCAACCUGAUGAGCGCCAAGAUGCUCCAGAUCAACUCCGACCCGCACUACUUCACUCAGGUCUUCGCCGACCUGAAGAACGAGAGCCAGAAGGAGGAGGAGAGGAGCCGCCUGCUCAUCGGCCUGGACCGGUGAGGGGAUGCUAGGGGGCGGGAGCAGAGGGGUCAGGGGAGGUGGGGCAUACUCCAGUCUGGCAUUUUGACAAGUUUGAACCGCAUUUGUGAUUCUAUUUAUUUAUUUAUUAUUGUCAAUCCUGCAGUUGGAUUAGGCCAAUCUGGAGGUGUUUGACAUUUAUAACAACUUUAAUAAGGCUGAUGACAGAAUCCUCAGCUCUGGAGGGAGGCUUGCUUAUUUUGACUGAUGUGUGUAUUAUGUUUGAGGGAUAACAGUUGCCAUGGUCACCAAAAAUGGGGCAGAAGAGCAGCUUUUUGCCUUUCACAUCAGCAAAGGAUGGGUUUCCUGUAAACCUGCGGAUGAAGGCAAUGAUACAUAAACAAACAAAAAAAAAAAUGCCAGACUUGAGUAAAUCCUUUGCUAACAUACAGAUAUAUAUCUAUAUGAAAUACUGAAAAUCUAAAAAAAAACAAAACAAAAGACUAAAAAAGACAAAAAAAAAAAAAAAAACAUUAGAAAAGGAAGCAUACAUCUACAGCAUUGAAUGUGGACAGGACUGAGGCCUCAGCAGCCGACCAGUGACCUUCUGACUGUUGUGAUGUGCACUGCCUACUGCAGGAGGGUGAGGGCCAUCGCCUGACUGACUGGCUUUCUUUAUGAAUCACGGAUGAGCAGGCAAUCCCCACCCCACCCAACCCUCACCCCCCCCCCUGCCUGCCCCGGCUGCAAACCCUGGCUCUUUUGGAAUGCCAACACCUACGUCCCCAACAUUCAUAUGGAUACGAUGGACACUGUUUGUUUUGGUUUUUCCUUUUGCUGCAAUGCAUAUCUGGCCAUCUGUGGAGAGAACAGCAGGGGCCAUCGUUGCUAAAUCCAUAUUUUAGUGGGUUUCUGUUUGCGGCUCUGCAACAGUAGGGGGGGGGGGGCGAUUGGAUGGACAAUAAGCAAACAUUGCAUUGUGGGACUUUUGAUAAAAUAAAGACAACAAACCAGAGGACGUGUGGCCAAUGCUGAGUGGUCAUACUGUGUGUGUUCAGAAAGACCUACUUUAUUUUCAUCUAGAAAAAAAAAAUAAAACAAGUUACUGGAUGUUUUGCUCCCCAGAGGCUUACACCUAUGGAGGCUUAUUUAUUGCUUUUCUGGAACAAGUUUUCUUUCAUUUUUUUUUCUUUUUUUACUUAGAAAUGUAAUGUUUUGCACGUGUGCCAUGCAAUUUUACAGAGUUUCUGAGAGGAGCAGGAGCAAUCUUCUUCUUUUUACUUGAUUUAUAAACCAACUGCAUCUGCAUUAGAGAAUGCUGUGAACAAAGUGACACUAGUUUAUUUAGCUAUGCUUGCUAAAAUAGGCUAUUUGUUUACCAGGGAAAUUGUUUUUGUACUUUUGUCGAUAGGUUGUGUUGCAACCACUUUUGGAAUGAUGUUUGAUUUUGUGCUUAUGAUUCAGCAUAGAAAAUGUUAAAACAGUGCCAUAUCGUUGAUGGAAAUCCCACAGGUCUGAGAACACUCUGAGACACGAAUGACGGGGUGGAUUUUCAUCUACUAAUAACUACUUACUGACACCUAAUUUAUUGCCAUUUACGUAUUUAUUAUUUAGGCACAUUUAAUGUAAAAGAAAGAUCACGGAGAGAGACUUUGGAAAGGGAAAGACUGGGGGGAGUGGCUGGUCUAGAAGGUGUGCUUAUCUUUGGUGGGAAUGAAGAUUGAUCUGGUUUAUGCAAAUUAAUGUCGCGGGGAUUUAUCAGUGAAUAUCCAAUUCAAAAGCUCAUAGAUCAAAACCGAUGUUAAAUCUGACCAUCACCAAAGUGACAUCAUCCAGGACACCUUGGCAGAACAACACAACACUUAAGACAAUGCCCUGAAAACAUCUGUUUUUUUGUCCUGCAACACUGGCCUGCAUGAGGAGCUGACACAUAUCAGACAGAAAAAGCACACACAUUUUUUUUUUCCAGGGGAGUAAAUGAUUUCAAUGACGCCUGUUCACUAUCACUGCGGAAAAGCACAGGUUACCUUUGAGGAUCAUCCAUCAGCAUCAGCUCUGUGUAAAUCACAUGAUGAGCUGCACUGGAGGAGGUGAGGCGACCUCCAUAGGAAAAAUCACAUUUUUAAGAUUUUCAAUCAGAGAAUCCACAAGACUAAAACGACACGCUGCGGUGUGCAGUGGGAAGACCAUGGCAACCAAAACAGAAAGCAAGAAGAGCAACUGAGACAGGCCUAUGUAUCUUUUUAUUUCCACAGGAGAGAAGGUACUCCACUGUUGGUCGACAGCCACUGCAACUCCUCGCUGUCUCUGUAAUGACUGCAAUCACUGGAGAAGCUACAGUAUUUCCACUCAGAGAUGUUAGAGAAAUGUAUUUACUGGUUUUCACAUCUCAACUUCAUAUAAAAAAAAAAAAAAAUGUGUGCACUUCUUUCCUUUGCAGUGUUCUGAAAGUCUGUCUAAAGGAAAAGGCCUCUGUCAUGUUUUGAAGUGGAGAAUGAAAGGUCUCCGUGCUGCUGCUGCUGCUGCGUUUGUGGGAAUCAGAGAGACGGCCACAACCUGUGGCUUCCUCUGCUGUGUGACUGUGGCCGACACACAGAGUUAGAUCAGUGAGAGAGACGCUUCAUUUAGAGAGUUUGUGCCGGCACAACAGGGACACACACACUUUGGAUGUGCAUCUGCUUCUGGCAGAAAGAAAAGCAGGGCAUCGGGGUAAAGGGCCUCAAACAGAGACCACCGAAUCUUUUUUUUUCUCUCUGUCCACCUGCCCCCCCCCUUCCCAACUCACUUGAAAUGUGCCAUUUUAUUUUUUCUCCACUUUGCAUCAUUGAGUAGUUGUUUGAGAAAAUACUUUCAAAAGCUGAUAAAAUAUGAAAAAAGACUCAAGUGAUAGUUAAAGAUUUCUGUCAAAAUUCUUUUCUGUAUCUUGUUGCGUACUUUGUAGAUAAAAAAAAAUGAAACUGGUUAAAAACUUCAAAAAGAGAGGCAUUCAAUGACUGCAUGUGUGUGUGAAUGUGGGUGUGAUUGUGUGCGUGAAAGGCAGCGUUUUAUUUGUACAGAUGAAUGUGUGACAUGUUGUUUUCUUAUGGACACGGAGCAUACACCAACCACACUGGAACUCGGACUUGGUUCACCGUCGGUGGGGUGAGGGAGGGGUGUCAAUGCUGUUCAAUAAAAAUCUUUUUUUUUUUCUUUCUUUUUUUGAAAAAGACAAAAAAGCUGUUGCUGUAAUUGAAACUUUUUUCAGUUAGUUUCUGCUUAUUUUAAUUUAUUUUUGUACUGUGAUGGAAAAAUAAAAUGCACUGAUCGUUCAA